AUGCUCAUGGGCGCCUCGAAGGAGCGUUGCAUCUUUCGACCGCCCAUCAGUGAUCCUAAGCCAUCGUGUCAGAUUGGCUUUGGUUCCGGUUAUGAGGCUCCGGCCGCCUUCACCCCCAUCGAGGCGAGCGAAGAUCUGGAUGAGUUAAGCGCAGACGAGCUCAAAGAGUGCCUCAAGGAAUACGGUGUCAGCCAGCAUGGGCGAUGCUGCAAUCAACGUGGUCUUCUCUUGGAGCUGGUCAAGAAAGUCGAGGUGGCUCUGCCUCUCUUGGGAAGAUGGGAGUACGGGCGGCAUCCGAAUCGGAAACACUACGAGAUCAAGCUUCUGCAGAAUGGUUCCCUUAAGUGGGAAGGCCCCCAUUCGCGAGGCGGCAUGCUGUCCGGCGUGCUGGAGGAGGACGAGGAUGGCUGGUACUUUGCCCAGCUGAUCACUGGCCAGAACGAGCCCAUUGGCUCCAUCCGCGUGCGCCAUCACGCUUCCAGCAGGGAUGCAGUCGUGUCCAACUUCCGCAGCUAUUCGAUGGGCGAGUGGGGAAGCAACAUCGUUGCUGAGAGGCACGGUGAGGAGCAACCGCGUCGAAGGCCAGCCUUUGAGGCUGCAGAGCCCGAGGAGCCAUCAGUGGUGGGCCCGGCUGCUGCGCUGAGUGCGGCAGAGGCGAAGCUGGCUCUUAAGGGGUAUGGCGUCACCAAGCUAGAACGGUACGACAGCAAGGAGCAGUUGGUCGAACUACUGGAGACUGUCGAGAACUCUUUGCCUUUGAUAGGAACCUGGGAGCAGGGCCGGAGUGGGAAGCAGUAUGAGAUCCAACAUACCGAAGACGGACAACUGCUUUAUGAAGGUCCACAUAUUCUGGGUGGCACGCUGGUUGGAGUCCUCUACGAGGAAGAGGGCUGGCUGAGGGCAGAGCUUCUGACAUGCAAGGAGGAAUCCGAGCUAGUGGGGUCUGUCCGAGUUACGCAUGGACCGGACUGGCACGAGAUGACGCUGAGCUUCAAGCCCAGUAGCUCCAGCCAUUGGGGCACAGACGUCGUCGCCAAGCGCCUCUCCGAGGAACUCCAUCCGCACAGGCCCAAGAUGCCCAAAGCUGAGAGCGAUGCAGAGGAGGAAGUCUUGGAAGCCCAGUACUGGGAGUCCUUGGAGGUUCUCAGCCAAGCCUUGCGCGUGGAGCAUGCCGCCGCACCACCAAAAGAACGCCGUGCGAAGUCGUGGGCCCGUACGCUGGCCUUUGCCCAGAUGACUCUGGGAAUCCGCGGAUAUCCUAUGCGCCCAGGAGCGGAAGACAAGCCUUUCGUGAUCUGGCUCUUGGGAGCUACGGAUGAGGUCGAGGUAUCACUUGCAGAGCAAGGCUUCUUUAAGGAUGUGAACUGGCUUGAUCGAGCGCGUACAAAGCUGUACAUCAUCGGCGAGAACCUGCUGGAACACUUCGUUCCUGAAGAUGCAGAGAAGGCUGCUCGAAGACUGGAUGACACUGGUCCAAGCAACGCCUCCGUGACAAAGGAAGAUGUGGCAAGUUACAUCGUCGUUUAUUCCCGCGUUUUCGUGAGAGAGCAGCCUGCGGUUGAUGCAAAGUACGUGGGCGAUCUUUUCGAAGGUACCGAAGUGCGCGGUCGUGAAGAGGGUGGCUGGUUACGGCUGGAUGCGGCAAGCGCUGCGCUGUGCACCCGAGUGCGCCAGCGCCACACGGGAGGCCCAGCCUGGGUGCUGAUCCAUGGCGGCCAGCUCGGUCUUGGGACCUUCCUGCAGAAGAAGCAGCAAGGAGAGAUCAUGAUGGAAAGGCAAGAAGGAGAUCCACGACUACUUCCGGGAAUUCGCACGGCUUGCUAUGAAGAGAUUGGUGAGCUGGUGCAAACUGAACCGCCGGACCUCAUCGCCCUCCUGAUGCCUAACUUCAUGAGAACAGACGUCGAGGAUCCGCCUCAAGGAUACGUUCCAGAUCAAGUGCUGGACUUGCUGCCCCGCGAGGCUGUGGUGGUGUUCUCCAGUCGCUUCGAACUCCAGGAGAAGGUUCUCCAAGGAGUGGUGUCUGACCUGGUCCUCCCGCAGAUCCGCUGUCCGUUCUCUGCUGGCGCCGGUGAUCCGCACGUGCAUUACGACGACAAUGGUUGGAUCUUUGCGACAAGAGCAUCAGCCAUGUCCCGUAUCCUUCGACACGCCCCCUCCCCUAGCACGCUCCGAGAGAAUGGUAAGGGCAAGGUCAAGACUUUGUUCUGGGGCAUCGUGGAUUUGAAGUACGACGCCUUCAAGCCGGUCUUGGAUCGGAUACAAGUUCUGGAGACAGGUGAUGGCCGAAUCUCCAAGUUUUCAGGUGAUGGUGCACCGAUCCAGAAGACCUUUGAGGCACAGUACCAUUUGGAAGAGGAAGAUGUGGAAUUGCAGACAUACAACUUCAUCUCCAAGGAUAAGAAGCUCACGCAUGACCUUUUCGACGUCACAGGCUUUGCCCACGUCAUACCAACCCAGGUGUGCUUCCCGCGUGUCUACUAUGCUGGAAUUGCCAGUCACAUUGCAGCGGAGCUGGGAGUAACAGAAAACGAUCUGGUGGUGCUCAAGCUCUGCAAUAGAUCCCGGGCAGCAGGUGUUCUGAUUGCACCCGUUCAUGAGCUGGAUGAGGUCUUGCAGGACAUCCUCGAGCCGCCUGAAGAUCUGGAGGCUUGGUUUCGGCCUCGGCUGCAACAUUUGGCCGGUGCUGCUGGGGACCUCGUGACCAAAGACUCUUAUGAGGAGCACGUCCGCCACUGGUGGGCAAAUGAGAGUCCCAGCUUUGUGGCUGCGGCUUGGACUGCAGCGGGGUCGGGAGCCUCCGAGUCCCUGACGCCUGAAGACAUUCAGGUCGAUUGGCUCGGCGGCUACUGGAAGCUGCCACACGCGGACAUGACCUCCGAUCACGUCCGGGAGCGCCUGAUCAGCCAGGCGAAGACUGGCACAGCCAUCGUCAAGCGCUACAUCUUGACCGAGGUCUACGCUGUUUUGGGUCCCGCUCUGCAGCAGCUCUUUGGAGCCGCGGAGUUCACACCCGAGCGGCUCAAGGAGCAGUACAAGAGCCAACCCGAACUUGCUGCGUAUCUCACUGCAAGACGUGCGAUGACGAUGAGCACUCCGGAGCAGCGCUUGCGUGAUCUGCGUGAUGUCGAGGCAUCCAUAGCAAGAUUCACGUCGAGCCCAGCGAAAUCUUGCGUCGCCUCUUUCGUGCAUCGUGCUCAUGGCGUUCUGCUUGCUCGGGGAAGUGCUCCUGAUCGUUGGAGAGACGCGCAAGAGCACUUUGCAAAGGCUUUGGACUCCUUCCCCUCAAACUCCAAUGCGCUCUUCCUUCUGGGAAUGGCCGCUCUGGAGAUGGGUCUGCUGGAGAGUGCGGUGGAGCUCAUGAACAAGAGUUUGCUGCUGGAUCCCGAUUUUCGCGCACCUUACGUGAACUUGGGUGUUGCCUACUUGCGGCAAGCAGCCCAGAUCUCUGAAAACUCGCAGCGCCAAGAGGACUUGUACCUCCGUGUGAUAGAGGUGUCAGAGUCGUGUCUUGCUCGCCACCCGGCAUCGCCGCAAUGUCAGUACCACAUUGGCGUUGCCUGCACCCAGCUUGCGCUGAUGCUCCAAGCCCAUGCCACCAACGGCGGCCACCUUCGCUUCAGAGAAUACCGAAGCCGAGCACGUUCUGGGCUCGAGGAAGCAAGGAGCAGUCCGGAGGCACAUCGGCGUUUGAACGAUUGGCAAGAGGCCCAAGCGAAGGGCAAACCAAAGAAGCAACAAGCACCAUGGCUUGCAGUGGACGACAAGAUGCUUCAGGCAAUGGAGGUGGAUAUGAUUCGCGGUCAGACGCUGAAGUCGAUUAAGCUUCCCGACUUCAUCGGCUGGCGCUUGCCGUUCUGGCGUGUGUGA
Molecule: messenger RNA, 3870 nt
Organism: Symbiodinium pilosum
Lineage: Eukaryota; Dinophyceae; Suessiales; Symbiodiniaceae
Source: the annotation of a GenBank genome assembly